This is a messenger RNA of Helicoverpa zea (corn earworm), 2393 nucleotides long. Its product is annotated as gastrula zinc finger protein XlCGF46.1-like. Gene Ontology annotation, molecular function: zinc ion binding; RNA polymerase II cis-regulatory region sequence-specific DNA binding; DNA-binding transcription factor activity. The coding region runs from base 87 to 1571 and encodes 494 amino acids. The record is from RefSeq and is a predicted model, not a curated record. Lineage: Eukaryota; Metazoa; Arthropoda; Insecta; Lepidoptera; Noctuidae. The transcript has a single exon. Gene Ontology annotation, cellular component: nucleus. Gene Ontology annotation, biological process: regulation of transcription by RNA polymerase II.
AAACACGCGGAACGCGAGUCGCGAGCGCGAGCUUUAUACUGUGGAAUCUUGUCAACAAAUGAAUCAAGUUAUUUAGUCAUUCCAUCAUGAAUGAUAGCGAAUAUAUUUACUGUCGCCUUUGCGCUCAUUUAAAGCCGAGACACGCAUUAAUACACCUAAUAUCAGAGGAGGAACAUUGCCAAGAAAUUGUAAAGUGGUUGUCCCGAUUCAACGUUCAAAUAAACUUAAACGACUAUAAUUUGCCAAAAAUGGCCUGUAUUACUUGCGUAGUGUCGCUAGAACGAGCAUUCGAUUUCAUUUCUGCUGUUGAGCGAGCGCAAUCUACUCUAAACGAAAUAAUUUUACAGCCACAGCUUGUGAAGGUAGAACCUUUUUCUGAUGAUGAAAACAUUGGUUACGAGGGUCCAGCGGACAACGACAAUGAAAUCGAGAAUAUUACAGUCGAGACUAAUAAAAGAGAUUCCCCGUCUGAAAAAUCGUUCGAAAACAAUGUAGAAAAGUCUUCGAAAGAAAUGGAAAAAAUGCGUCUUUGCAUCAGUGUGGAACAUUUACCUUUAUCUCAGGUGCACAUGACUUGGAGGGACUGCGAGUGGCUCUGCCGGCUCUGUAGAACUCGAUACCCCACAUUUGUGGAACUUCAUACUCACUCUAUGCAAUACCACAAGGUCUGUAACCCAUACCAAUGUACAGAUUGUAAAAAAAGUAUUUUUCAGCUCGACCACUUCCUAAAACAUUCGAAACUGCACAGAAAGUACUUGAAAUUCUCAUGUUACAAGUGCCACAUGAAGUUUUUGACUUCAGAAGACACUUUAAAACAUCAGGCAGAACAUAAAGUAACGGAUCAUAUUUGUAGCGGAUGCAAUGAAAGUUUUAAAUGUCAAGAGGCACUAGCCGAGCACAGAAGCACAUACCGCAGUGUUGAAAAAAGACAGGCAGGAGACAAUGGACGAAAACUGGCAAUAGUAGGAGGUAGCCAUACUUGCACAGUGUGUAACAAAACAUACUCAAAAAAACAUAAUUUGGCUAAACAUAAGUUGAUUCACACGCUCAGACAAAAGGAUUACUUGUGUCAAAUUUGUGGCAAAAGUUUCUACCAUAAAGGAAGCUUAGAGGACCAUAUUAUACGGCACAGCGAUUCAAAGCCAUAUCAAUGCGAAAUUUGUAAAUCGACCUUCCAAACCUUACACCGGUUAAGUGCACAUAAAAAAAGCCAUAGUGCAGAGAAGCCAUUCUCUUGUGAUCAAUGCGGAAAAUGUUUCCGUUUGAAAAGGCUACUCAGUGACCACAGUUUUGUUCACACAGAUUCUUAUCCUCAUGUCUGCAGUUAUUGCAAUAAGGGUUUCCGUCGCAAGGUGUAUAUGAAUCAGCACUUACGCCAGCACACUGGUGUUAAGCCAUAUUCAUGUGAAAUUUGCCAAAGAGACUUCUCUAACUGGCCGAAUUACAAUAAGCAUAAGAAAAGACGACAUAAUACAGAUAUGGCAAAGACGAAACGUGCUCCUGAGGGAACUUUACCCAUAGACUCUGGCCCCGGGAAGGUUAUAUCUGAUAAAAAAUUAGAAAAAAGAUAAAACUUUUGGAACAGAGAGAUAGACACCAGAAAAAUACAGCGACUGCUAAAGGAAAAGGCAAAAAUUUUAAUAAUAAUGAGUGAAUAUUGCAUUGAUUUCAGAUCCAUUUUUAAAGCUUUUUAAAUCUUGUCUAGAACUGCUAAACAUUGGUACUGAUAUAAUAAAAUGCUGGUACUCAGCUGCAUCUGGUUAGACUGGAAUCCGACCUAAUCGUCUGACAUCCUAAAUCCAGUUACCUGGGCAACCUGAUACCUCUUGGUACCUAUAAUGACUGUCAAAUAUGUAAUAUGUGGUAUGCAUCAGGUUGAACAAUGCCAUCCGUGGGUAAAUGUCCAUAAAAGUUUACGAUUCGAACUUUUACCAUUGUUUACUUACUUGGUAAAUCUUAGGAUUUACAUAAACGGUUACCAUCUUACCACAAAAACUUUUAAAAUUCAGUUUAAGACUUGUCUAAAAAAAUGACAAAUUGUGACGUUGACAUAUGGUUCAUUUUGCAGCCACACAAUUUUUUUAGAAAAGUGUAAAACAGGUGUUUAAGUUUAUGUAGUAAGGCCAUUAAUGUCGAAAAAAAAAACAUGUCAUAACUCUUUCAGGGUAGCGUAGCAAUUUAUAAUUAAGCACCAAAAUAUAAUAAAAAAACUAUACAAAAUCACUUUAUAAGCGUUAUUUGGUUUUUAGGAGGUAUUUAACAUAUUUAAAAAAAAAUCUUGUUCCUAAUUUUUUUUAAUACGACUUCGAAAUGAAAAUAAUGUAAAGGGCAAACAGUUUUACCUAAGUUUUUGACUAAUGGUUACUUAAAAUAAAUGAAGAAGAAUUGAUUAA